Periconia digitata is the source of this 499-nucleotide messenger RNA. NCBI's taxonomy places the organism in Eukaryota, Fungi, Ascomycota, Dothideomycetes, Pleosporales, Periconiaceae. The record is from the annotation of a GenBank genome assembly.
AUGGCAUGUGUGCAGCUAUCCGUGUUCAAUGUUCAGACUUCUGCAUUUCUCUAGCAUCACAGUACUACACAUCAUAGGCGGUUGGACUUGCCUCACGCGGAGCCCUCCCGCAUCUCCAAGGACUUGGUACUUCCAUUCAACUCCACAUUCCAUCUCGCGGCGGAAAAUAAACGGACACGUUUAUCCGUCCUUCGUUUUCUCUCUUGUUUUCGCCCUCCCACAGUUGUUAUUAGAAGGCAAGAACUGUGGGCUGAAUCAAGUGCUGCUUCCAAAUCAUGGGCGUUCCAUUAUAAUUUCCAAUCUAAGCUUCACGACUUUACGGAUGACCAUUUCUGGUAACAUGCCAACGACGAAUAAGACAUCAAACAGCAUGGCACAAAGGGAACCAGACGUCAUGAAUUCCUCACUAGCAUUCAGCAAAAACGACUUAAAAGCUACAACGACGGAACCAUCCUUCAAACAAGGCAUCACAGCCUCACAUAUCUCAACCCGUUGCUAG